This is a messenger RNA of Pangasianodon hypophthalmus (striped catfish), 1179 nucleotides long. RefSeq names its product C-type lectin domain family 6 member A-like. NCBI's taxonomy places the organism in Eukaryota, Metazoa, Chordata, Actinopteri, Siluriformes, Pangasiidae. The coding region runs from base 256 to 915 and encodes 219 amino acids. The transcript has 7 exons. The record is from RefSeq and is a predicted model, not a curated record.
CAGAUAUCUCUGAGCGCACUGAGCUGAAAGACAACAAGAAAACAGGAAAGAUCUUCAUAUGUGCUGUUGGUCUCCUCCUAAUGCUUGGUGGCGCUUUAUCAGCACUCUGUGCUGUAGGGAUCUUGUAUCACAAUAAAGUUGUCUCCUUUGAGAUAAUACAUGAGCAGUACGAGAAUGCUACAGCCACACUGAUGAUGCAAGAAGAUAAAGUCAAGGAAAAAGAUGUGAAGCAUCAGGAGCUCAUCUCUGCAUGCAAUGGUAAGAUUGCUCUUUUUCUCUUGUUUACACCAAUCAUUAAAAAUCUUCUCUUUGCAUCAGAAAAUCUCUUCUUUUACAUUAGAAACAGAAAGACUGUAUGAAGUGCUGAAGGUGAAGUAUAAGCAAGCUCAUGACCAUCUCUCUGCAUGCAAUGAAACAGAAAGACUGUAUGAAGUGCUGAAGGUGAAGUAUAAGCAAGCUCAUGACCGUCUCUCUGCAUGCAAUGCAAAUCAAAACAGCGGACACUGUGAGGAAGGAUGGAAGUCUCUUGGUUUAAAGUCUUAUUACUUCUCCACUUUUAAGCUGACCUGGACACAGAGUAGAGAUUACUGUGUGGAGAAAGGAGGCCAUCUGGUGAUUAUAACCAGCCAGACUGAACAGGAUUUUGUAUCUUCACAAAUUGGAGAAACACACUGGAUUGGCCUGAAUGACCUGGAGACUGAGGGAAAGUGGAUGUGGGUGAACAACCGGCCCUUAAAUGAGAUGGGUAUAACGUUCUGGUUUAGCUCUCCAGAGGGACCACAUGAGCCUGAUAACUGGAAAAAUGAGGACCCUUCUGGAGAGAACUGUGCCGCUCUGGGGGAUGCAAAUGGUAACACACAUAAAUGGUUUGAUGCUUCUUGUCGUAAGAUAAAAAGGUGCAUCUGUGAAAAGUAAAAGACUUCUCUUUUCACUUGCAUUUGUCCCUGAAAAUACUUGUUUUUUGGGGGGCUUUUUUUUGAGAAAGAAGGAUAAUUUUUGAUUGUUGAGUCUAAAUAUUUGACAUUGUGAAACAGUUAACAUUAAAUCUACCUGUAAUUUAUUUUUUUAAACAUGUAGACAACCAGCUUUUAAUUUAAAUACAAGGUAACAAUGCAGAAGUAUGACAGAAGUAAAUUUUUUACAGAAUCUAUUAUGUUUCACUUUUCUUCGGCAUUGUAA